Acomys russatus (golden spiny mouse) is the source of this 2299-nucleotide messenger RNA. RefSeq names its product semaphorin 7A (John Milton Hagen blood group) (gene Sema7a). The coding region runs from base 27 to 2018 and encodes 663 amino acids. The record is from RefSeq and is a predicted model, not a curated record. The transcript has 14 exons. NCBI's taxonomy places the organism in Eukaryota, Metazoa, Chordata, Mammalia, Rodentia, Muridae. Gene Ontology annotation, molecular function: chemorepellent activity; semaphorin receptor binding; integrin binding. Gene Ontology annotation, cellular component: external side of plasma membrane. Gene Ontology annotation, biological process: negative chemotaxis; positive regulation of cell migration; integrin-mediated signaling pathway.
UGCCGCUGUCGCUCCGGGGCUGCGGGAUGACGCCUCCUCCUCCCGGACGUGCCGCCCCCAGCGCACCGCGCGCCCGUGUCCUCAGCUUGCCGGCUCGGUUCGGGCUCCCGCUGCGGCUGCGGCUGCUGCUGCUGUUCUGGGUGGCCGCCGCCUCCGCCCAAGGCCACUCGAGGAGCGGACCCCGCAUCUCCGCCGUCUGGAAAGGGCAGGACCAUGUGGACUUUGGCCAGCCUGAGCCACACACCGUGCUCUUCCAUGAGCCGGGUAGCUUCUCUGUGUGGGUGGGCGGACGUGGCAAGGUCUACCGCUUCAACUUCCCCGAGGGCAAGAACGCCUCUGUGCGCACGGUGAACAUUGGCUCCACAAAGGGGUCCUGCCAGGACAAACAGGACUGCGAGAAUUACAUCACUCUUCUAGAAAGGCAGGGUAAUGGGUUGCUGGUCUGUGGCACCAAUGCCCGGAAGCCCAGCUGCUGGAAAUUGGUGAAUGACAGUGUGGUGGUGUCGCUUGGUGAGAUGAAAGGCUAUGCCCCCUUUAGCCCGGAUGAGAACUCCCUGGUUCUGUUUGAAGGGGAUGAAGUGUACUCUACAAUCCGGAAGCAGGAGUACAAUGGGAAGAUCCCUCGGUUCCGCCGUAUCCGGGGCGAGAGCGAACUGUAUACAAGCGAUACUGUCAUGCAGAACCCACAGUUCAUCAAGGCCACCAUGGUGCACCAAGACCAAGCCUAUGAUGAUAAGAUCUACUACUUCUUCCGGGAGGACAAUCCUGACAAGAACCCCGAGGCUCCUCUCAAUGUGUCCCGAGUGGCCCAGUUGUGCAGGGGAGACCAGGGUGGUGAGAGUUCGUUGUCUGUCUCCAAGUGGAACACCUUCCUGAAAGCCAUGCUGGUGUGCAGUGACGCAGCCACUAACAGGAACUUCAAUCGGCUGCAGGAUGUCUUCCUGCUCCCUGACCCCAGUGGCCAGUGGAGGGACACCAGGGUCUAUGGUGUUUUCUCCAACCCCUGGAACUACUCAGCUGUCUGCGUGUACUCGCUUGGUGACAUUGACAAAGUCUUCCGUACCUCCUCACUCAAGGGCUACCACAUGGGCCUCCCCAACCCUCGACCUGGCAUGUGCCUCCCCAAAAAGCAACCCAUACCCACGGAAACCUUCCAGGUAGCUGAUAGUCACCCAGAGGUGGCACAGAGGGUAGAGCCCAUGGGGCCGCUGAAGACACCAUUGUUCCACUCUAAGUACCAUUACCAGAAAGUGGUCGUCCACCGCAUGCAAGCCAGCAAUGGAGAGACCUUCCAUGUGCUUUACCUAACCACAGACAAGGGCACUGUUCACAAAGUGGUGGAAUCGGGGGACCAGGAACACAGCUUUGUCUUCAACAUCAUGGAGAUCCAGCCUUUCCACCGUGCAGCUGCCAUCCAGGCCAUAUCCCUGGAUGCUGACCGGCGGAAGCUCUAUGUGAGCUCCCAGUGGGAAGUGAGCCAGGUACCCCUGGACAUGUGUGAGGUCUACAGUGGAGGCUGCCAUGGCUGCCUCAUGUCCCGAGAUCCUUACUGCGGCUGGGACCAGGACCACUGCGUGUCUAUCUACAGCGCCCAACGAUCAGUGCUGCAGUCUAUUAAUCCAGCUGAGCCACACAAAGAGUGUCCCAACCCAAAACCAGAUGAGGCCCCAGUGCAGAAGGUUUCCCUGGCCCGGAAUUCUCGAUACUACCUGACCUGCCCCAUGGAGUCCCGCCAUGCCACCUAUUUAUGGCGCCACGAGGAGAAUGUGGAACAGAGCUGUGAGCCAGGCCACCAAAGCCCUAGCUGUAUCCUGUUCAUCGAGAACCUCACAGCCCGUCAGUAUGGCCACUACCGGUGCGAGGCCCAAGAGGGCUCCUACCUCCGUGAGGCUCAGCACUGGGAGCUGCUGCCUGAGGACAGAGCCCUAGCGGAACAGCUAAUGGGUCGUGCCCGCAUCCUGGCCACCUCCUGGCUGGUGGUCCUGCCCACACUCAUACUUGGCCUGCUGGUUCACUAGGGCUUCUAGGAGCUGGGUGCACCCCAGGUCUCUGUAGCCCAGGAGUACUAGAAACAUGUCACACCCAGCCGGCCGGCCCGGGAGCUUCCUGUCCACUGGUUCUUCCAGGGGAACUGAAUAAUCCAGUGGGGGACAAAGGGCCUGGAGAUGUCCAGCCGCAGGCGGCUGCUGGGACCCAGGUGGGGUGGCGACAGUGAGGGACUACAAAAUGAAGGCACCGACUGUGAAGCUGGGCCAUGCCACUAGCGACUCAAGACUGUAUCUUCUCGAGAAUUUUUUUU